This is a messenger RNA of Truncatella angustata, 549 nucleotides long. RefSeq lists its product as uncharacterized. The record is from RefSeq and is a predicted model, not a curated record. Lineage: Eukaryota; Fungi; Ascomycota; Sordariomycetes; Amphisphaeriales; Sporocadaceae. The transcript is spliced from 2 exons. The coding region runs from base 1 to 549 and encodes 182 amino acids.
AUGGCUUCAACGAUUCAUAAUCCCACCGAUUCUCAUACACUUAUGGUGCCUAUGUCUGUUCAUCACUUGGCGAUCCAAGAAUUUGCUGGCAUUCUACACCACUACGAAGCGUAUAUGGAAGGCGUCCGACACCGCAAUACCCACCUGCAACAAGUAAUUGAUCAAUUACACACGAAGAUUGACGAAAUGCCGGAUUUCCAGCAGAAUCAAGAAAAAGUGGCACUUUCGGGCAAUUUGUCACCUUUGCUUGUUGUGAUGCAAGAUCGAUUCAGUGUUUGUCCACAGAUUCAUUCUCAUCAAUCUGGAGGUCGCGUGCAAGGACGUCCACUGGCUGUAGAGCGGGAUUUGAAGCUGUACACGCUGAACCACUAUUUUUUAACCAUAACUACUAGAAGGAGCUACGGUGCUCGAUUAAAGGAGACUCUGAAGCCCCAUGCUCGAAAGGAAAAGACGACGCAAUUUGGGGCCCAUCUUGUGGCUAAUUUGAAUGACGUCACAGAAGCAUUCAGCAACAAGAGCGACCGCUGCACAUACCAGAGCAAAUAUUAA